AGGAUGGUGCCCAAUAUUGCAGCAGUUUUAAUUCUCGUGUAUAAUCCCAUUCAAAUAAGUUUACAUUUACUGCAAUAUUACCCUCUGAGUAAACACUUUGUAAAAGGGACAUUAAGUACAACACACACUCACUCACAAUCACAUCUGCUUUUCACAUUAGUGGGCGCGAGUGGGGGGGAAAAAACAUCCUGCCGGAAUCCCGUCGACGAUCUCCAAACAAUAUCCAACAUAACAUGGCAUAACGGUUACCAGGACAAUAUAAACAUGUUUUUUUGUCUUCAUUUGCAAGCUCAGUAGGAUAAGGACUUUACUUCGAGAAACAACCCAAAACGACGUUAUGACCUAAUUGGGCGAGUGCGUGUCAGGACAAGGUAUGGUUCAUACAGCAUCCUCCCCUGCGACCCUCAUGGACACUUGCCUCCCACUGAAGUAAACCAACGGCGGGUAUCAGGCGCAUAACACUGGACGAGACGGCUGGAUUUCAGUGUAUGGACAACAGAAGCACAACACUAUCCAUCGUAUCUAAGAAAUGCGACAAAACGACUAACUGACCCAACUGCAGGACGUUGUUGCAUCUGGAAGAAUUUCAAGGGUGAGCGUAUUGAUGGAGACAAACAUGCUGAGAGGAGCGGUGCUUUUCCUUAUGGUGCUGGCCUCUGUUCACCAGGCUAGAGGCCAAGCCAGCAGACCGGGUCCCAGGAACAACUUGAGUGGCGAUCAGCCAUGCUCCCUGGAGGUGGUCUUCAUCGUGGACAGCUCGGAGAGCGCCAAGGGGGUGCUGUACGAGAAGGAGAAGGCCUUCGUGCUCAACAUGAGCACCAGCCUCUCCGCCCUGCGGGUGGCCGGCUCGGCGAUGAAGGUGCGCCUGGCCGUGCUGCAGUACAGCAGCUCCGUCAAAAUCGACCACCCCUUCCGCGCCUGGCGCGACCUGGCCGCCUUCCGGGACGCCGUGCGCUCCAUGCCGUACAUCGGCCACGGCACCUAUUCCUCCUACGCCAUCGGCAACGCCACGCAGAUGAUGGCGGGCGAGACGUCGCGGGACAGCGUGCGCGUCAUGGUGCUGAUGACCGACGGCGUGGACCACCCCCGCAACCCGGACAUCGUGGCCGUCUCCAUGGAGGCCAAAGGUCACGGGGCCAAGCUGUUUGCGGUGGGGCUGUCGGACGUGGCCAAGCAGCGGAGCGCCACGCUGCGCUCGGUGGCCAGCAUGCCCGCCCAGCAGUACGUCCACAGCCUGGCCGACCCCCAGCUGGAGCAGACCCUGCUCAGAGAGCUGACAUCAGUGGCUGUUGAAGAGUGCCCCCAGGCUGCGCCCUGUGCUUGUGAGAGAGGAGAGAACGGCGAACCUGGAAGACCAGGUCAGAAAGGAGACCAAGGCCACCACGGCCAGCCCGGAGGUGACGGAGCAAAGGGAGAAGCUGGCGUUCACGGUCGGCCUGGAAACCAUGGCAAUGAGGGUCGUUCAGGGUACAAAGGAAACAAGGGAGAGCGAGGAGAGUGCGGAGCCCCUGGAGAGAAGGGUGGAAUAGGCAUCGCAGGCCCAGCAGGGAUCAGAGGACCUAAAGGAAUCCAGGGGGGUCUUGGACGGACGGGGGACUCCGGGCGAGAGGGAAUACCAGGACCCAAGGGAGACAGAGGAACGUCUGGGUCUCCUGGAGUAAUUGGGGAGAUGGGCAUCGGGUUCCCAGGAACCAAGGGAGAGAAGGGACUUCUAGGACGACCCGGGUCCCCUGGUCCCACUGGGACAGGAGAACCAGGACCCACUGGUCCCGCCGGGCCACCAGGACUGCAGGGUAACCCCGGAACACCAGGGGAGGGGUUCUCAGGGCCGAAGGGGGACAGGGGAUACACCGGCGUCCAGGGGGUCCGGGGGCCCCCAGGAAGCGGGGACAAAGGGGACAAGGGAACCUCGGGACUGCCGGGAUUCCCAGGUCGGAUCGGGGCCCCGGGACCUGGAAUUCUGGGGGAAAAGGGGGAUGGGGGUGAAAUCGGUGUGCCCGGUUCGAGAGGACCCCCAGGGAUCGGGAUACCAGGACCCAAGGGGAACCAAGGGUUCCCAGGAACCCCUGGCGUACCAGGAGAGAGGGCCAUCGGCCAGCCGGGGCCCAAGGGAAACCCAGGGAAGGAGGGUCUAUCGGGCAUCCCAGGUUCCGCAGGGCUGGAUGGAUUUCCAGGACGAAAGGGUGAAAUCGGCUUCCCAGGGCCCCGAGGAACAGAAGGCGCUCCUGGUAUAGGCAUCGCUGGAGCCAAGGGAGACAGCGGGGAGAGAGGCUUCAGAGGCCAGUCAGGAGUAGUUGGACCGGUCGGGCCGAUCGGGCCCAAGGGGGAGCCCGGCCUCCACGGGCUAGCAGGUGCUAUCGGACCCCCGGGACGGGGGAUCCCGGGAGCCAAAGGGGAUCCGGGUCCAAGCGGCCCAGCUGGAGAUGUUGGAUCGCCGGGGAGAUCUGGGACUGGACCCAAAGGAGACAGAGGACCCCCCGGGCAGUCUGGGCCGGCCGGUCUGAGUGCAGAAGGCUUCCCUGGGCUGCCAGGCCCUCCAGGGCAGAUCGGACUACCGGGAGGAUCUGGACCGGUGGGAACCGGUUUGCCUGGACCAAAGGGAGACAGAGGCUACCCCGGGUCCACAGGUCCUUCUGGGCCCCAAGGGAUCGGUGUAGCUGGUGUUAAGGGGGCGCUGGGUCGACCAGGAGCCCCGGGCCCCAAAGGGAUCGCCGGAGAAGGCAUUCAUGGACCCAAGGGGGAGCUCGGGUACAGAGGGACCCCAGGACCCAGAGGCCCUCCAGGGGUCGGUCUCCAGGGGGAGAAGGGCGAGCGAGGGUUCAAAGGUGAAUUCGGGAGAGCGGGGGACAAGGGGGAGUCUGGAGAGCCGGGGUCUGUGGGACCCUGGGGCAGAGCAGGACAGAAGGGAGAGCCAGGACUCACGAGGGCUGACAUCAUAACCAUAGUGAAAUCAAUUUGCAGCUGCGGGGUGACGUGCCGGCAGACCCCCCUGGAGCUGGUGUUCGUGAUCGACAGCUCGGAGAGCGUGGGCCCCGAGAACUUCGACCUGGUCAAGGACUUUGUGAACUCGCUGGUGGACCGCGCCUCCGUCUCCCCGGAGACCACGCGGGUGGGGGUGGUCCUCUACAGCCACGAGCACACCGUGGUGCUGGGCCUGGGGGAGGCGGCGUCCCGCGACCGGGUCAAGUCGGCGGUGCGCGCCAUGCCCUACAUGGGCGAGGGCACGUUCACCGGCAGCGCCAUCCACAGCGCCAACCGCGUGUUCCUGGCGGCGCGGCGCGGCGUGCGCAAGGUGGCGGUGGUCAUCACCGACGGCCAGGCGGACGAGAGGGACUCGGUGAGCCUGGAGGCCGCGGUCAGGGAGGCACACGGCAGCGGCAUCGAGAUGUUUGUCAUCGGCGUGGUCAACCAGAGCGACGCGCUCUACCCGCAGUUCAAGAAGGAGCUGCACCUGAUGGCGUCCGACCCCGAUGACGAGCACGUCUGGCUCAUCAAGGACUUUGCCGCGCUGUCCACUCUGGAGCGCAAGCUGCUCGUGAAGGUCUGCGAGGACCCGGGCCAGGACACCAGCCUCUUCAGCUUGGUCCCCAGCAGCAGGACCAGCCCCGGGACGGAGGAGGGGGCCGGGAAUGUCCGGGAGCAGCCCUACAGGACAGACACCGACACCCCCACCUACACCGGGGACCCCAGGAGGACUCAGCAGGGGCCCGGACCCCCAGCCACACGGCCCCACACAGAGCCCCCUCUACCCCGGCCCGACCGCCCGGACCCCAGACCCUCCCGACCCCUGGACACUGGAGGAGUCUCCUUCGGCCAGGAGCCCUAUAGACGCCCCACGGAGCCGGUGGUGGAGCCCCCCACCCCGGACAGGAGACCCCCACCCUCCACCCUGCAGCCCGAGCCCACCGUGCUGGAUAAAGGGUCCUGCAGACACGCCCUGGACCCCGGCCCGUGUCGGGAGUACAUGGUCCGCUGGUACUACGACCCCGACGCCAACGCCUGCGCCAAGUUCUGGUACGGCGGUUGUCUAGGAAACAGCAACCGCUUCUUGUCCAAUGAAAUCUGCCGCAGCACCUGUGUGGUGGCGUAGCGUGGGCCUGCGUGGCCACUGGCACACAUACACACACACACACACACACACACACACACACACACACACACACACACACACACACACACACACACACACACACACAUAUACAUAUACAAACACACACACACACACACACACUAUUAAGUUCACUCUGAACCAAUAGAAUCUUAUAUUUACUAGAAUGUACACUUGUCAGGAUUUAGCACUGUGUUUUCUACCUUAAAUCCACUGGCAAUACAAGGAGGCACUGCUAACAAUGUUUUGAUAUAUUUUAUAUACUGUAAUACGUCAAGAUGUUUCUACAUAAUGUAAUACUACGAGAUUGUUCUGUACUGUUUUACUGGAACACGCUUGAAAACAGACGACCGAAGGGGUAGAAAUAUUAAAUCAAUAUAAUACCAAGUACUUCUUCUGGGGUGCUACAUACUUUAAGAAAUACAAUGAGUGGGUAUUUCUAGGAAUAACCUAACUUUUACAGAGAGUAAAUUGUGUAUUGUGUUGUGUUCGAAAUGUGACUUUGUAAUUUCUUGUAUUUCUUUGUACUUCACACAUGAAUAUCAUUAAAGACGAUACACACACACAAUAUAAA
Molecule: messenger RNA, 4682 nt
Organism: Gadus morhua (Atlantic cod)
Lineage: Eukaryota; Metazoa; Chordata; Actinopteri; Gadiformes; Gadidae
Gene: col28a1b
Product: collagen, type XXVIII, alpha 1b
Exons: 35
Coding region: 605-4090 (1161 amino acids)
Cellular component (GO): extracellular matrix
Molecular function (GO): serine-type endopeptidase inhibitor activity
Source: RefSeq, a predicted model, not a curated record